Drosophila rhopaloa is the source of this 1865-nucleotide messenger RNA. It is a transcript of the gene Adck1, whose product is annotated as aarF domain-containing kinase 1. NCBI's taxonomy places the organism in Eukaryota, Metazoa, Arthropoda, Insecta, Diptera, Drosophilidae. Gene Ontology annotation, biological process: lipid homeostasis; mitochondrion organization; protein phosphorylation. Gene Ontology annotation, molecular function: ATP binding; protein kinase activity. The coding region runs from base 251 to 1807 and encodes 518 amino acids. The transcript is spliced from 4 exons. Gene Ontology annotation, cellular component: mitochondrial inner membrane. The record is from RefSeq and is a predicted model, not a curated record.
CGGCUCACCUUCAUUCAGAUGUUUACAUAAUGACGCUGGCCAAAUCGCCGAGGUGAAAGUUUGCGCUGCAUGUGGAAAUGUAAAUGUGGAAAAUGUAAAUGAAAAUGUUUGCCGAUAUGCAACAGGUUUAGUGGAUUCGAUUUGCCCAAAAUCAUUUGGCACAGGGCAAAGUUCAAAAAGUGACUCACUGACUCAGUUAACCGUAAAAACUUUGCUGUUAAUCGGAGGUGAAAGCGCGGAGACGGAGGAGAUGGCGCUGCGUCGGUUUCUGGGUUACGGCGUUGUGGGUGCCGGACUGGUCUCCGCCGGCUGGAGCCUGCACACCAACGACUACGACCCCAACUCACUGGGCAUCGUCCGGCUGUCUCGAUCCGCCGCCGCCGUCGUGGAUGUGGCACUCACCUACAAGCGGGAGCUCUACUACAGGAAAUGGGACAAGGAGACGCCCGAGUACAAGGCCGAGAAGAGCCGUGUCCACAAGAUAGCUGCCGAGAAGCUGCUCCAGUUGAUCUGCAUCAACAAGGGCGUCUAUAUUAAGGUGGGUCAGCACAUCGGUGCAUUGGAGUAUCUGCUGCCCAAGGAGUUUGUGCAGACCAUGAAGGUUCUGCACUCCGAUGCGCCGCAGAACCCCAUCGAGGACCUGUACAAGGUGAUCAGGCAGGAUCUGCGCUGCAAUCCGGAGGACAUAUUCGACAGCUUCGAGCGGGAGCCACUGGGCACUGCUUCACUCGCCCAAGUACACAAGGCCCGCCUUAAAAGCGGCGAGGUGGUGGCGGUCAAAGUGCAACAUCCCUACGUCAAGGGCAACUCCCGAGUGGACAUGAAGACCAUGGAACUGGCUGUCAAUGUGCUGGCAAGGAUAUUCCCUGACUUUAAGAUUCACUGGCUAGUAGAGGAGUCCAAGAAGAACCUGCCCAUCGAACUGGAUUUCCUCAACGAGGGACGCAAUGCCGAGAAGGUGGCUAAGCAGUUCGAGAAGUACUCCUGGCUGCGGGUGCCCAAGAUCUACUGGAAAUUCAGCUCCUCACGCGUCCUAGUCAUGGAGUAUCUGGAGGGUGGUCACGUCACGGACCUGGACUACAUAAGGCGGAACAAAAUUGACACCUUUGCGGUAGCCAAUCGCAUUGGGCAGUUGUACUCCGAGAUGAUCUUCCGCACUGGCUUUGUGCACAGCGAUCCGCAUCCAGGAAACAUCCUGGUGCGGCGCACGCCAAAGGACAGCCUGGAAAUCGUUCUGCUGGACCAUGGACUAUAUGCCAACCUAACGGACAAGUUCCGAUACGAUUACUCCAAUCUCUGGCUGAGCAUCCUCAACGUGGACCGCAAAGCAAUGCGGCUUCAUAGUGAGCAGCUGGGCAUCAAGGGCGAUCUGUACGGUCUGUUUGCGUGCAUGGUGACGGGACGUCCUUGGGAGACGGUGAUGCAGGGCCUUACCAAAGUCAAAUAUUCCAAAGAAGAGAAGAAUACGCUGCAGAACAACACGUCGCUGGUGCUGCCGCACAUUUCCGACGUUCUAGAGCAGGUGGACCGCCAAAUGCUGCUCAUUCUGAAGACCAACGACUUGAUUCGCGGCAUUGAGUCCACGCUGCGCACCCAGAACCGUAUGACCGCAUUCUGGGUCAUGUCGAAGUGCUGUGUGCAAUCCUCCUACGCCGAACAGCGAGCGCAACAGGCUGCCUCCGGCUCCUCGCGAAUCCUUUGGCUGCGGGUGCGCGAGCGAUGGGAGCUUUUCAAGCUUAACUGCUACUACCUCUACUUGGGACUGAUUAAUUUUGGUUUCCUCAAAGCACUCAAGCAGGUCAUUUAGUCUUAAUGUGGUUCCCCAAUUAAAAGUACAAAACUCUGGACGAGCCUGGAAAGGGAAA